Messenger RNA from Neoarius graeffei (lesser salmon catfish), 8184 nucleotides. It is a transcript of the gene sema4c, whose product is annotated as sema domain, immunoglobulin domain (Ig), transmembrane domain (TM) and short cytoplasmic domain, (semaphorin) 4C. Gene Ontology annotation, molecular function: chemorepellent activity; semaphorin receptor binding. The transcript has 18 exons. NCBI's taxonomy places the organism in Eukaryota, Metazoa, Chordata, Actinopteri, Siluriformes, Ariidae. Gene Ontology annotation, biological process: axon guidance; neural crest cell migration; muscle cell differentiation. The record is from RefSeq and is a predicted model, not a curated record. Bases 996 to 3599 code for a protein of 867 amino acids.
CGGAGAGGAGACACGGAGCGGAGAGUCGGUGCGGACCCGCUGCAUGCAUGCGCGCGCGCUCUGGAGACACCAGUUUGUGCGGCUCGGUUCGGUUCGGUUCGGCUUUUAUUUCCGUUCCGCGUGAGGAUGAUGAGGACAGCGAGCGCGUGAGUGAAAUAAACCCACCGGCACACGCGCACCGAUCGGAUCGGAUCUGACCCGCUCGCGAGAGGAACUCCGGCUUUGGAUCGGGAGAGAGAGAGUGUGUGUGUGUGUGUGUGUGUGUGUGUGGACGGGCUUUGGCUGUACCGGAGCGGCGGAGCGGUGCACGGUUCCCACAAUGCCUCAAAGGGACUGACGGAAAAAGUGAGGUUUUUUUAACCCCGGUGUGUUUCCUGUAAUGUACAGCAGCAGCAGGCGUGCUCUGCACCAGCUCAGCGUGAUGCCCCAUUAGCACUCAGUUCACAGGAUCGACAGAACCGCGGACGAGUGCAGAGACGAGAGGCUGACAGGUUAUUUUGAACAUCUCCUGUGGCUCAUUGUCCAGUCCGAACCAUCUCUCUGCACCAAGAGUGAACACAGCCCCUGCUGUAUGCUCACAACUACGAGACAUCUAAUCAGAACAAGCGGAGUCUACCAGGAAUUGCUGUUUCUCAUUUGACCCAGCUGUGUCAUCCAUUCUGUACACUUAGAACCAACAGUGGUCCAAUCAGAACCAUUUCUACCCAACUACCAGUUCUCCAAGAACUGAUUAUCACCAAGAACGGCCAAUCAGAGCCACCAAGAAGAAGCAUUUCUACCAAACUCAAACUACCAGUUCUCCAAACCAAACUUCUUCACUGAUCGUCAAGACGACCAAUCAGAACCAUCGCUGUACACCAAGAAGUACCGUUCUUCCAAUCAGAACCAACAGCCAUCUAAUCAGGACCAUUGUUGUUCAAUUGGAACCAAAACAGGUCUCAAAUAAGAUUUCUUUUCCAGUUUCUAUCCAAUCCAAAAAAAGGAGACCUGGAGAAAUGGGUGCGGCUAAAGUCCUACUUGUGAUGCUAGUGAUUGGUCUGGAAAUUGCGAACUGUGUGAACUGGAACCCAGUCCCACGCAAGACCAUCCGAUAUCACGAAGUGAUAGACAGCAUGGCGCGUUUCCGGUCGGUGGGUGUGUUUAACUACACCAUGUUGACUCUAUCUGAGCACGAGCGCGUCCUGUACGUUGGCGCCAGAGAGACGCUCUUUGCUCUCGACCCCAAUGACAUCACACGACAGCUCCGCCCACAGAUUGACUGGCCCGCCCCUGUGGAGAAAAAGAAAGAGUGUGCAGAGAGAGGAAAAAACAACCAGACGGAGUGUUUUAACUACAUCCGGUUCCUUCAGAGCUACAAUCACACGCACAUGUACACGUGUGGCACCUACGCCUUCCAGCCCAAGUGCACCUACAUCAGUAUGGAUCAUUUUACUCUGAACAGCGCCGCCCUGGAGGACGGGAAGGGCAAGUGUCCCUACGACCCCGCUAAAGGCUACACUGGCCUCAUCGUGGAUAAGGAGCUGUACUCUGCCACUCUGAAUAAUUUCUUGGGCACUGAGCCGGUGAUCCUGCGCAACCUGGGACAGCAGCACUACAGCAUGAAGAGCGAAUACCUGCCGGCCUGGCUCAACGAGCCGAACUUCGUGGGUUCUGCUCUGGUGCGUGAGAGCAGAAACAGCCGCGAGGGAGACGACGAUAAAAUCUACUUUUUCUUCAGUGAGAAAGCCGUGGAGCUCGACUGUGAUGGAGACUUGACUGUAGCCCGGGUGGCCCGUGUGUGUAAGGGCGACCAGGGGGGGACUCGGACUCUGCAGAAGAAGUGGACGACGUUUCAAAAGGCUCGUUUGGUUUGUUCCAUCCCCGAACGCCACAUCACCUUCAACCACCUGCAGGCCGUCUUCACCAUGCACGGAGCUGAUUGGAGGAGCACCGUCUUCUACGGCGUUUUCCACGCCCAGUGGGGGGACGUGGACGUCUCGGCCGUAUGUCAGUACCACAUCAGGGAGGUGAAGAAUGUGUUCGAGGGCCCGUAUAAAGAAUACCGUGAGGCGUCUCAGAAAUGGGAGAGAUACAAGGGUUCCGUGCCGAACCCACGGCCCGGAGCGUGCAUCACGAACUUCGACAGACAGAACGGCUAUAACAGCUCACUGCAGCUGCCGGACGCAACGCUGAACUUUGCUAAGAAACACCCGCUAAUGGAGCUGAGGGCUGAAGCUGGACCCCUGAUGCUCACCAAGGGAGUGAACUUCACCCGAAUCGCAGUGGACCAAGUGAGCGCUCUGGACCAGAGAGUGUACAGCGUGCUGUUUAUUGGAACAGCUGAUGGAUGGCUCCAGCGAGUGGCAAUUGUUGGAUCAGAGGUUCAUGUGAUUGAGGAGAUCCAGCUGUUUGAUUGGCCUCAACCGGUUGACAGUCUGACCAUCUCGCACAGCAAGAAGUACCUGUACAUCGGCUCUCGGUCCGAGGUGUUACAGUUGCCCUUGGCUAACUGCAGUCGUUAUCACUCUCAGCCGGACUGCUGGCUGUCCCGAGAUCCGUACUGCGCCUGGGACAGUGAGGGACGAGCCUGUGUCCGCAUCGACCUCCACCGCGGGUCCAUGUCCACUCUCUCUCAGGAUCUCAUGCUGGAGAGGUUCAAUCGAGGGUCAAAGGUCAGGUCCGAUAAGCCGGUCUCUAUCCCGAUUCCGGAACACUCCUGGCUGAGGAAUGUGACCGUGGUGGUGGGUUCGGACCUCGUCCUGCCGUGCCAGCUGGUCUCGAACCUGGCGCGUCCUUCUUGGGCGCUGAACGAGCGCGAGUUGUUGCUCUCGUCUGACUCGGACACUUCAGCUCCCCGUUUCGACCGCACCCUUCGUGCCCUAGUCAUCCCCAAGGCGGCCGCCCCCCAGGCCGGACGCUACGUGUGCUACUCCGAGGAACAGGGGGUGAAGUUCCAGACAGAGCGCUACCAGGUGGCGGUGGUGGCCAGCGCGCCGGUGUUUAUGGAAGUGCGAGCGCCGGAUGCCAGCAUGGGGCUUAUCUGGGUGCUGGUGAUUGCGUUGGGCAUUGUGUGUCUUGUGUUGCUCGCCGUCGCCCUCUACCUGCGCCGGAGGCUGAAAUUAGCUCUGGGGAAAGCAGGAACUGCUGAGAUGAAGCCGUUAGAGAGUACGCUGGUCUACCCGAUCACACUGCCCAAGGAGACGCCGAGCUUCGUCCCCAGCAAGAUGCCCACCAGCUCAAACAACGACGAGGAUCGAUUCUGGGAAACCGGCGCCAAUUAUUACUACUCGGAUGGAUCGUUGAAGAUCGUGCCUGGACACGCUUCUUCAUCUUCGCCGAGCGCUAUUCCCGGGCAGCCUCUUCACUCGCCGAGCCGCCUGAGCCUCACAAACAUCCGGAACUCCGGCACCAACGGGUACGUCCGACUCAGCCUGAGCAUGGCGGGCGAAGACCGGCCGAACGGAGGGAUGAGUGCCGGAGGAGUGGGAGGAGUUGGAGGAAAGCUGGGUCUCGGUGCCAGGGAGAACGACUACACCAGCCCCUUCAAGGAGGAGCUUCGGAGGACGCUGCAGCAGAGAAGCGUCCUGCCUGACGCCAACCCGGAAGAGUCUUCGGUCUAGAGCACAAACAGAGACGCCAAACAGUCGCCUACCUCCCUCCUUCACGGAGAAACAUCCUUCCACCUUCCUCUCUCUUUCACUACGUCUCCUUCCUUCCAUCAGACACACCUCCCCCCUCUCUCUCUCUCUCUCUCUCUCUCUCUCUCUCUCUCUCUCUGUUAACGCAGUCACCCCAAUACAGCAAGUGCCAUGCUAAUGCUAAUAGCCAACGCCCAUAUACAGAGUGCGUCAUGAUCUCUCCAUUAGCAAAAUGGUUUUCAUUUCAUGGCGAGGGCUAGCUGAAAAAAGGCUAAAAACUGUUUUGUUUUUAUUUAAAAGGAAAAAAAAGUCUAGCAGAUUUAGCUGUCACUCAAGCAUAUGGGAGGAGCCACACCUAUUUGCGUUCUGUUUCAGGAUCGGACGGGGGGGGGGAUCGGGGAAAAACUUUUCAGCAUGACGACAAUCAUACUUUUUGAAAGAAAAAAGUGUGAAAGAGAAGAGAGAGGACUAAGUAAAUGAAGAGAGCUGUAAAAGAAAGAAAGAAAGCGCCAACGAAAGACGAACAAACUGUCAGGCUUUCUGUUCAGCUCGGUUUUUUAUGUUUUAUUUUUUCAUUUCUUCUGAGAAUGUCUUCAGUCUCAAAGCACUAAUAUAUUGUGGCGUUUGUAAUUUAAAGAUUUUUUUUUUCUUGAUAUUUUUUGGUGUAAAGUUCGGGACGAUGAGAAAGAGAAGGACACGGGGACGUUUCGUCGCCUCGAGUGGAAUGUGAAAAGGAGGACGGGCGGUUUAUCUCUCCGUCCUUUUAUCUGAGACUCGUUUUGCAAACGGAGCCAAGCAUCUGACUCGGGAAAACUGAUGAACUGCGUUCGUGCGAAACCGACAACUGUACGUCAUUACUGUAAAAAGGAUGUUACGACAAGUGGAUUACUGCGUAAACAUUAAAUCACUUCGCCAUGGAUAAACUGACCCUGAUUGGAUGCCACGCGCUGGAUUGAUGCCACAUUAUCCAAUCAGAGCCUGCGCCUGAUUCAGCACAGACUGAAACAUCAGACAAAAGACAAGGACGUUUUCUCAUUUCCACAUUUUUGGAGACGUGGGUCAUCUAUCCGUGAGGUACUACAGCGGACUGUCACACGCCGGUCUCUUUCAUGCAUGAAGCUCUACAAACCGGCGUUUUUUUUUUUUCCCCUUUUUCUCUCCGAAGUGCGAAAGUUCACCAAGUCUUACUCAUGACUCAGACUCUUGAAGACAAAAAAGAGAGAAAGAAAGAAAAUAAAAAGAAAGACAUUGUGAUUUUUGUUUUUUCAUUUCGCUGUGCCUCUUCAGCAUGGGCUAAGCCAAAGUAGACUGCAGAUGGUUUGUUCCUUCUUCUUCUUCGACACGUUUCUUUUUUAUUCCUUAUUUAAGUUCGGAGUCCAUCCACUGCACAAAAAAUAACUGUUCUACCACACGAGUGUACUGAGUGUUUGCCUUGUUAUUAAUCUUUUUUUUUUUUUUUUUGAUGGAAGAAAAAAAAUCAAUAUAUUUUGUGGCAUGACAGCUUUAUGAUGUUUUUUCAAGAAGCUCUCUGUUCUGUUGUCCAAACGUCAUGUACAAUUUAAAAAAAAAAAUGGUGGAUUUUAGCCUUUUCACCGAUUUAUGGUUUCUUAAUUUGUUAGUGCGCCUUGUUGUUUGUUCACAAGCUUAAAAAAAAAAAAGAACGAUUUCUCAGGGUGGGGCUUUUUACACUUCCUAAGAUCUACAGGCAGGCGUGUGCUGAUCAUUGGUCAUUCAGUAAACCUCUAAAUAUUCAAUAACAGCGUGAUAAUUCUAACUGCAAAAUACGAUAAUUUGGACAAAUCUGAUGACGCAGGACGUGUGUCCUUCUUGCAGAAGAUGAAAAUUUAGUUCACGAGAUGAAAGCAUUAUGUCAGGGCGUUAAACAAGAUGGAAACAAAAUUCACGCAAUUUUUACAAUGAUUACAAUUUCUACGAGAAUUUAUUAACGAACAACACGUUUAUAGUUACAUUUAAUGUUCGAGAACGUUUGUGAAACGGGUUAGUUCCUGUUCUCACUUGCAGUUUUGAUUUUUGGGGGUUUUUUUACACUUUUUUUUCUCUUUCUUGAAGUUAAAACAAAAAAACGCAGCUUGUCGUGUUACCCGAGAAACUACAAUGCGAAAAAGUUACAAAGCGCUGACGCUGGAGCCUCCUCGAUAAAUGUUAAUUUACAGAAAACUUUGCCACAUUGAUGAUUGAUUACACACUUUUUUUUUCCCAAUCAGUUUACGUGGACCAUCCGACCUACACGUCCUCGUGAAUUAGCUGUCACUAUAGAAACAGUAACAUUCGUACAAAGGCGUUAACAUAAACCUGCGCUAGUAUCAGAGCUGCUGUUAGAGAGCAUUAGCAUUUUCUGACAAUCAGAAGAGAGAACUCAACCGCGAUAAUCAGUUUAAUUGCUUUUAAUAGAAGCGUACGCAAAAUGGCCGCCGGGUUCCCGAAUUCAGCUAGGGAUUGAAUUUAAAGAUGAAUGAAUAAAUAAAUAAAUAAAUAAAAGCCUUGUGUAGCGUACAAGUGUACAGACUUGUGCGAAUCUUCUGCAUCUUCAAAAUUAGUAAAUAUAUUCCAAAUGUAAACACUUUGCAGCAAUCAAGGUGACACCGCAAAGUUUGAAGGAGUCCAUGUCCAGCAAAUGCGCGUCCAAAUACAUUUCCUGGUUGGCAUGGCAACCUGCCGAACAAAGAGAUAUCGCUUUUAAUUUUCGAGAUGUACAACCAAGACGACAGGAAGCUAAUAGCUACCAGUUUAGCUUCGGUUAUUUGUUAGCUACGUCACUGAUCGAAGCAGUAGAAAAACUUCAAACGCUGAAUAAAAUAAAAUCGUAACGUGAGACCUGAAUAUCGGCACACGCCAAGCUACAAGGUGGUUUCAUCAGCUGUGAAGGAUUACUUAACGUCGCUGCCAUUUCGUUGAUCGAGAAGUAAUCUGAAAAUGUCGUAACUGUAUUUAGUGCAUAUAGAGUCGGUUUCCCCGAGCAACCGUGCUCUGAAGGCCUGUGAUUGGUUAAUGCUCUGAUCUUAGUUAAGGUUAGUUGAAUUGGAAUUGCAUGCACGUGAUUUGUGCAAAAAUUACAGCUGAUGUAACGUCGUGCACUUCAAAACGGCAAGGGCAGAAGAGUGGCGUUCGAGACACAGCCUGUGUGCUAAAGACUUCGGGUCACGUGUACAAAGUGGCUGAUUUUUAAGCGAGCAAGUGAUUCAGAAGAAGAGUGGCGAUUGAGACGCAGCCUGUGUGCCACACAUGCCCCUUUUCCACCAAAUCAGUUCCAGGGCUGGUUCGGCGCCGGUGCUGGUUCACAACUCGUUCAACUUGCGAGCCAGCCGAGAACCAGUUUGCUUUUCCAUAGCUCGCGGUGCUAAGCGGAGCCACGUCAUUACAUCGCUGUAUGCGUCAGUUACGUCGCUACGUUUACAUAAACCUUGGCGCGAAUAUCGAAGCAAAAACAACACGGAAGAAGCAGCAACAAUAAUAAUAAUGGAUGACUUCGCGUUUGUACAGCUGCUGCUUCUCGUCGCUUAAAAAUGGCGAUCUUUCGCGGUCUUGUUAUUGUUGUUGGUCUUAACAACUCCGUCCCCCCGCUGACGUAAGCGGUUCUUUCCUCUGGCCCAGCAGAGAGUUGGUGCUAGCCUGGAACCGGUUUUUCUGGCCCCAGAGCCAGUUCUUUGUCAGUGGAAACAGAAAACCCGGUUCCAAACUAAGCACUGGCCCCGAACCAGCCCUGGAACUGCUUUGGUGGAAAAGGGGCAUCAGCCACUUUUACAAACACUGACUUUAAAGUUCACGGAGUAGGAAGUGACGCAGUGCGCUUUAACGGGUCAAGGCCAGAAGGGAACGCAGAUAAAUCCCAUGUGUCGUUCGUCCACUUUUACAAAGCGACUGACUUUAACGUGCCCUACAUUUACUUUUUAAGAAGCACCGUAAUGGAGUGUACUUCAUUCACAGGUGGCAAGGACCCAGAUUUGAGAUUGAGACACAGCCCCAGUGUUGAGUUCAACAGCCCGGUCCAUGUUUAUAAAGUGACUUUAAAGUGCGCUAUGUAAAGUGAUGGCGUGUACUUCAGGCAGGAUUCACAUACAACCCAUGUGUUAGAGACUUUCAUAAGUACGGUCCACGUUUACAAGGUGACUUUUUAAAGUUAGCAAGUGCACUACAUGCUGCUGAUUCCAUGGUGAAGUGCACUUUGGUGGAGGUGGAGGAGUGAAACACAGCCCAUGUGCUAAAUAACAACUGUGGAAAUCCUGGCCAAUUUUAUAACCGUACUAACUUUCUCACACACACACACACCGCAUGGCCUGUGUCGUGUUAUAGAGACACCAUUUCUGCUCUUCCUUUGUGGCCAAAUGUUAAUCUGCUCUUUUAUGGUUCCUGUUGAUUCAUUUGUUUUGUUUAGUUUGAUUUUUUUUUUUUACUUUAUUGCCUGCUUUUUUAAUAAAUGUGUCUUGUGGUUGUUUUUUUUUUUACUCAUUAUUUUAUAAUUUUAAGUAUAAUGUUUAGUAACUUAUUUCGCUUGUACAAAAAACUCGAAAUGUCGAUAUUUAUUAUUAAUGUACAUAUGUCCUUAUUU